Myotis brandtii (Brandt's bat) is the source of this 1183-nucleotide messenger RNA. It is a transcript of the gene DXO, whose product is annotated as decapping exoribonuclease. Gene Ontology annotation, cellular component: nucleus; cytosol. The record is from RefSeq and is a predicted model, not a curated record. Lineage: Eukaryota; Metazoa; Chordata; Mammalia; Chiroptera; Vespertilionidae. Gene Ontology annotation, molecular function: mRNA 5'-diphosphatase activity. Gene Ontology annotation, biological process: NAD-cap decapping; nuclear-transcribed mRNA catabolic process.
UACCGGCGCCCGUCCCAGCUGGGCUGCUUCUCCCUGGACGCGCAGCGCCAGUACCACGGCGAUGCCCAGGCCUUGCGCUACUACAGCCCACCCACCGCUGGUCAGGGCCCCAACUUCGACCUCCGAGAGGGGUACCCCGACCGGUACCAGCCGCGGGACGAGGAGGUGCGAGAGGGCCUGGACCACCUGCUGCGCUGGCUCCUGGAGCACCGAGGCGGGGGUCCCGGCUGGCUGGCAGGGGCCAUCGUGACGUGGCGGGGGCACCUGACAAAACUGCUGACGACACCGUACGAGCGGCAGGAGGGCUGGCAGCUGGCGGCCUCCAGGUUCCAGGGGACGCUGUACCUGAGUGAGGUGGAGACGCCGGCUGCUCGCGCGCAGAGGCUCGCCCGGCCGCCGCUCCUCCGGGAGCUGAUGUACAUGGGGUACAAGUUCGAGCAGUACAUGUGUGCAGACAAACCUGGAGGCUCCCCCGACCCCUCUGGGGAGGUUAACACCAACGUGGCCUUCUGCUCUGUGCUACGCAGCCGCCUGGGAAGCCACCCUCUGCUCUUCUCGGGGGAGGUGGACUGCACAGACCCCCAGGCCCCAUCUCCGCAGCCCCCCACCUGCUAUGUGGAGCUCAAGACCUCCAAGGAGAUGCACAGCCCUGGCCAAUGGAGGAGCUUCUACAGACACAAGCUCCUGAAAUGGUGGGCUCAGUCAUUCCUCCUGGGCGUCCCCAACGUUGUCGCUGGCUUCCGCAACCCGGAGGGUUUCGUCUGUUCCCUCAAGACCUUUCCCACCAUGCAGAUGUUUGAACACGUCAGGAAUGACCGUGACGGCUGGAACCCUUCCGUGUGCAUGAACUUCUGUGCCGCCUUCCUCAGCUUUGCCCAGAACACAGUCGUCCAGGACGACCCCAGGCUUGUCCACCUCUUCUCCUGGGAGCCUGGCGGCCCAGUCACCGUGUCUGUACAUCGGGACACACCCCAUGUCUUCCUGCCCACAUGGUACGUGGAAGCCAUGACUCAGGAGCUCCCAUCGCCCCCCAAGACACCGUCCCCUAAGGACUUAUACUUCAGGGGGGCUGGUCCUGUCUCUGUGCAGUUAAAGGCAGAUUUCUAGGUGGUUCUCCCUGCUGUGUCUUUGAGCUGUCACCCUGCCCAGCACCUCCAGUACACACAGGCGGUUUGCUGUUUUA